AUGGAUUACCUGCUUGGGACUGUAGUGCUGCUGUGCUUUACGGUGCAGAUGGGAAGAGGAGUUGAGCCCAAGCACAAUGUUCCCAGACUAAAGCUGUCAUUUAAGGAAAUGUUAGACUCCAGUAACCUCAUCACCUUUAAUGGCUUGGCAAAUAGUUCGAGCUAUGACACUUUCUUAUUGGAUGAAGAGCGAGGGAGACUGCUGGUCGGGGCCGAGGACUAUAUCUUCUCAUUUGACCUAGUCAACAUAAACAGAGACCUGAAACAGAUUGCAUGGCCUGCCACCCCCUCCAAGAGGGAUGAAUGCAAGUGGGCAGGGAAGGAUUCAGCAAAGGAGUGUUCUAAUUUCAUUCGGGUCCUUCAACCAUACAAUCAGACCCAUUUGUACAUCUGUGGUACAGGAGCCUUCCACCCCAUCUGUGCUUACCUGGAAAUGGGCAAAAGAGCAGAGGACAACAUAUUCCGACUGGCUUCACAGUUUGAGAAUGGCCGAGGGAAAAGCCCCUACGACCCUAAAAUGCUUUCAGCGUCACUCCUGCUCGAUGGAGAGCUGUACUCUGGAACAUCUGCUGAUUUCAUGGGAAGGGACUUUGCCAUUUUCCGUACCCUCGGAGAUCAUCAUCCAAUCAGAACGGAGCAGCACGAUUCAAGAUGGCUGAAUGACCCCAGAUUUAUUGGAGUACACUUAAUCCCAGAAAGUGACAACCCUGAGGACGACAAGAUCUUCCUAUUUUUUAAAGAGAAUGCAAUGGAUGGAGAACAUACUGGGAAGGCUACUAUUGCCAGGAUAGGACAACUGUGUAAGAAUGAUAUGGGAGGUCACAGGAGCCUUGUAAACAAGUGGACUACAUUUCUGAAGGCUCGGCUUAUCUGUUCAGUUCCUGGGGUCAAUGGGAUCGAUACACACUUUGACGAACUGCAGGAUGUAUUUCUCAUGAGCUCCAAGGAUCCAAAGAAUCCAGUUAUCUACGCUGUAUUCACCACUUCCAGCAACAUAUUUAAAGGCUCGGCAGUGUGUAUGUACAGCAUGGCUGAUAUCAGGAGGGUUUUCCUUGGUCCCUAUGCCCACAGAGAUGGGCCCAAUUACCAAUGGGUGCCUUUCCAAGGGAGGGUGCCCUACCCCCGCCCUGGCACUUGCCCCAGCAAAACAUUUGGAGGUUUUGACUCCACCAAGGACCUUCCCGACGACGUCAUCACCUUUGCCAGGGUACAUCCUGCCAUGUACAACCCAGUGCACCCAAUUGGGGGGCGGCCCAUCAUGGUUCGAACAGAUGUGGAAUACCAGUUCUCCCAGCUGGUGGUGGACAGAGUUGAAGCAGAGGACGGACAAUACGAUGUCAUGUUCAUAGGCACAGAUAUGGGAACAGUGCUAAAAGUGGUUACAAUUCCCAGAGAGAGCUGGUAUGACCUGGAGGAGGUUGUUCUCGAGGAAAUGACUGUUUUUAGGGAGCCUACUCCCAUUACUGCCAUGGAGCUUUCCACCAAACAGCAACAGCUGUACCUUGGCUCAGCCCUAGGAGUAUCACAGAUGUCUUUACACCGCUGCGAGGUGUAUGGGAAAGCUUGUGCCGAGUGCUGCCUGGCCAGAGACCCUUACUGUGCCUGGGAUGGUGCUGAGUGCUCCAGAUACUUUCCUACCGCCAAGAGGAGAACCAGGCGACAGGACAUAAGAAAUGGAGAUCCACUCUCACAAUGCUCAGACCUUCAGCAUCAUGAUGACAUGGACGGCUUGGGAGGAAGCAUAGAGGACAGGAGUGUGUUUGGUGUGGAGAACAGCAGCAUGUUUCUGGAGUGCAGCCCCAAGUCCCAAAGAGCACUGAUUUACUGGCAGCUGCAAAAGCCAAAUGAUGAUCGCAAGCAGGAGAUUAAGAUGGAUGAUCGGGUGCUGCGUACAGACCAGGGUCUGUUGAUCCGCAGCCUGUCUCAGUCUGACACGGGAAUCUAUCACUGCCAGGCGGUGGAACACGGCUUCAUUCAGCCGCUGCUGCGUCUCAGUCUGCAGGUCAUUCCUACUCAGAGACUGGGGGACAUUCUGCCUGGGCUUCCUGGUGUAGGAGGCAGUUCAGGUAAUUCAGCCAAGCACAGGGUGUGGUACAGAGAUUUCCUGUCUCUCCUAGACCACCCGGAGCUGAACAGCGUGGAAGAAUUUUGCGAUCGAGUUUGGAAAAAGGAGCGCAAACAGAAAAAGGUGAAAGCUCCCAACAGCAAAUCUGACAGUUCUUCAAACUCUGCAUUACGGCCCAUUGCGGCAGCCCCCACUGCUCAGAAGCAACAAGCCAGUCCGCCACACAGCAGGCCGUGGCUUCACACUGGAGAGCCAGUGAUUGAGGCGCCAAGUCGAGGCCAAAAUACCCAGAGAGGCCAAACAAAUCUGGGAACUGCCAAUAAAAACAGCCAGAAGACGCAAAACGGAGGAAAGGUACAGGGAGGCCGCAAUGGUUCACAGGUCGCCGGGGGCGCUCGGGUGAGCAGCCAGCAUGCGGCAAAGUGGAGGCGGAUGCAGGAAAACAAGAAGGGACGCAACAGGAGGACCCAUGAGCUUCAGAGACCCCCACGUAGUGUUUGAGAAAAGGAGCCAAGACGCAGACAUCCAAGCAGAUCUACACACAUCCAAGCACAAAGCCAUGCAUCUGCAUCAGCACAUACUCUAGGUUGUGAAUCCAGAACAAAAGAAAAAAAAAAAACAUCAGCACAUUUCGAACGAUGAAAUAAAUGAACUG
Cyprinodon tularosa is the source of this 2719-nucleotide messenger RNA. It is a transcript of the gene sema3aa, whose product is annotated as sema domain, immunoglobulin domain (Ig), short basic domain, secreted, (semaphorin) 3Aa. Bases 1 to 2565 code for a protein of 854 amino acids. The record is from RefSeq and is a predicted model, not a curated record. Gene Ontology annotation, molecular function: chemorepellent activity; neuropilin binding; semaphorin receptor binding. Lineage: Eukaryota; Metazoa; Chordata; Actinopteri; Cyprinodontiformes; Cyprinodontidae. Gene Ontology annotation, biological process: negative regulation of axon extension involved in axon guidance; positive regulation of neuron migration; neural crest cell migration. The transcript has 17 exons.